Ochotona princeps (American pika) is the source of this 2161-nucleotide messenger RNA. It is a transcript of the gene SLC1A7, whose product is annotated as solute carrier family 1 member 7. The coding region runs from base 1 to 1683 and encodes 560 amino acids. Gene Ontology annotation, biological process: L-glutamate transmembrane transport. Gene Ontology annotation, cellular component: plasma membrane. The record is from RefSeq and is a predicted model, not a curated record. The transcript has 11 exons. Lineage: Eukaryota; Metazoa; Chordata; Mammalia; Lagomorpha; Ochotonidae. Gene Ontology annotation, molecular function: neutral L-amino acid transmembrane transporter activity; glutamate:sodium symporter activity; L-glutamate transmembrane transporter activity.
AUGGUGCUGGGGGCCAUCUUGGCACGAGGGAAGGAUGUGUGCCGGCGCAAUGGGCUGCUCAUCCUGUCGGUGCUGUCUGUCAUCGUGGGCUGCCUCCUCGGCUUCUUCCUGCGGACCCGGCGCCUCUCACCCCAGGAAAUUAGUUACCUGCAGUUCCCUGGGGAGCUCUUGAUGAGGAUGUUGAAGAUGCUGAUCCUGCCACUGGUGGUGUCCAGCUUAAUGUCAGGCCUCGCUUCUCUGGAUGCCAAGACUUCCAGCCGCCUGGGAAUCCUGACCGUGGCUUACUACCUGUGGACUACCUUCCUGGCCGUCGUCGUGGGCAUCGUCAUGGUGUCCAUCAUCCAUCCUGGGGGUGCAGCCCAGAAGGAGACCACAGAGCAGAGCGGGAAGCCGGUCAUGAGCUCGGCCGAUGCCCUGCUGGACCUCAUCCGAAACAUGUUUCCGGCCAACCUGGUGGAAGCCACAUUCAAGCAGUACCGCACCAAGACCACCCCGGUUGUCAAGUCCCCCAGAGUGGCCCCGGAGGAGGCCCCUGCUAGGCGGAUCCUCAUCUACGGGGUCCAGGAAGAGAACGGCUCCCACGUGCAGAACUUCGCCCUGGACUUGACCCCACCGCCUGAGGUGGUCUACAAGUCAGAGCCUGGCACCAGCGAUGGCAUGAACGUGCUGGGCAUCGUCAUCUUCUCGGCUACUAUGGGAAUCAUGCUGGGCCGCAUGGGUGACAGCGGGGUCCCCCUGGUCAGCUUCUGCCAGUGCCUCAACGAGUCUGUCAUGAAGAUCGUGGCCGUGGCUGGGUGGUACUUCCCCUUUGGCAUCGUGUUCCUCAUCGCGGGCAAGAUCCUGGAGAUGGACGACCCCAAGGCCGUGGGCAAGAAGCUGGGCUUCUACGCCGUGACGGUGGUGUGCGGGCUUGUGGUGCACGGGCUCUUCAUCCUGCCCCUGCUCUACUUCCUCGUCACCAGGAAGAACCCCAUCGUCUUCAUCCGCGGGAUCCUGCAAGCCCUUCUCAUCGCGCUGGCCACCUCCUCCAGCUCAGCCACACUGCCCAUCACCUUCAAGUGCCUGCUGGAGAACAAUCACAUUGACCGGCGCGUCGCUCGCUUCGUGCUGCCUGUGGGUGCCACCAUCAACAUGGACGGCACUGCGCUUUAUGAGGCUGUAGCCGCCAUCUUCAUAGCCCAGGUCAACAACUACGAGCUGGACUUUGGACAGAUCAUCACCAUCAGCAUCACAGCCACAGCGGCCAGCAUCGGAGCAGCUGGCAUCCCCCAGGCCGGGCUCGUCACCAUGGUCAUCGUACUGACCUCUGUGGGACUGCCCACCGAUGACAUUAACCUCAUCAUUGCCGUUGACUGGGCUCUGGACCGCUUCCGCACCAUGAUCAAUGUGCUGGGUGAUGCGCUGGCCGCGGGAAUCAUGGCUCACAUCUGCCGCAAGGACUUCGCUCAGGACCCAGGCACUGAGAAACCGGGCCCCCAUGAGACCAAGCCAGUGAGCCUCCAGGAAAUCGUGGCAACACAGCAGAAUGGCUGCGUCAAGAGUGUGGCCGAGGCCUCGGAGCUGACCCUUGGCCCUGCCUGCCCCCACCACGUGCCUGUACAGGUGGAACAGGACAAGGAGCCAGCCACCACCAGCUUGGACCACUGCACCAUUGAGAUCAGCGAGCUCGAAACCAACGUCUGAGCCUUUAGGGCUGCAGGGGCCCAAAGAAGCCUCUGGGUUAGGGACCAGGAGUCAAGGGCAAGGUGCAUCAGCUCAGAGACUUUCCUGAGCAGCCAUUCACGUGGGCCUGCAAGUGCACCAGUGGAGGGUUAUACCACCAUUUAAUGGAUAACUGAGUCAAGGCUCUGAGAGUUGGACACAUUUGCCUAAGGUCUGGAUGUAAAGGCCAAGUCCCAGCCACUCUGUUCUGAAGGACAGGGCAAUCUGCGGGGCUGAGUCCACAGUCUGCAACACCACCGACUCAGGAAGGCUUCACUGCACCCCAGCUGCAUCCAGGCCCCACCCCACGACAUGUGGCCUCCGCCAAGCCACUCUCUCUCCAGGAUGGGCCCAGCCCAGCUGGAACCCGCUGCCUUCCAUGUGCCACAGCCUACCCUGGCUCCUUUUGUACCCACUAGCUCUCACAAGCUCAUUUGGUGUGGAGACUGAAAUCUGCCCA